Olea europaea var. sylvestris is the source of this 1632-nucleotide messenger RNA. RefSeq lists its product as uncharacterized. The transcript is spliced from 2 exons. The record is from RefSeq and is a predicted model, not a curated record. Lineage: Eukaryota; Viridiplantae; Streptophyta; Magnoliopsida; Lamiales; Oleaceae. The coding region runs from base 1 to 1632 and encodes 543 amino acids.
AUGCAAUUGCGUAGUGGUCGUGUUACUGCGUCUAGUGUUAGUACCCUUGCCAUGGACCCUUCCCAUAUUGAAGCUAUCACCCGACAGUUGGCACAAUUACAGAAUCAAUUAACGGCUGUCCAAACUGAGGUAGCCACUAAGCGUGAGGAAAAUAGAGCCCUAACCGCUAGGUUGAACACUCUUGACCCAACCCAAUACACCAUUGAAGCUGAAAACCCUAACCCUUCCAUUAAUAGAUCUCAUCGUCGUCCACAAGGUGAUCGACACCACGCUAGACAUGAUCGUAGGGAGGGAAAUCAAGCUCGUGGACGCGAGUGGGAAUAUUACCGUCAUGGUACACUAUCUCCCCCUCGUCACGAGGAGCGCCUCUUUCGAAAUAUUAAGUUAGAUGCCCCUACAUUUGAUGGUUGUCUCGAUCCUAGUGUAUUCAAUCAAUGGGUUAGAGAUAUGGAUCGCUUCUUUACCUGGUAUGGGGUCCCGGAAGAUCGGAGGGUACAAUUUGCCAGUUUGAAGUUAACUGGCACUGCUGAACUCUUUUGGAAAAGUGUCGAGGACCUCCUGGAGAGGCGUCAUGCUACCCCUGUUGGAAGCUGGGCUGAAAUGAAGCGUCGUCCUCAAGAAAAAUAUUUACCUCAAUCUUACAGGGAUAACUUGCUGGAUCAAUGGAACGUACUUACACAAGGUAGUCGCCCUGUGACCGAAUAUGUUGCUCAGUUUGAUGAGUUUCGAAUGAAAUGUCAGGUCAUUGAGGAUGAAGUCAUGACUUUGAGUAGGUUUAGGCAAGGCCUAAGAGACGAACUUAGGCGUGAGGUUGUCCUUAGAGGCGUCGCCACUCUUGACCACGCCUACUCUUUCGUUCGGGAUUAUGAACUAGUGACUAGGACAUCGUAUAGAAAUCGUAGUGACUCUCGCACUGCAACCUGUUCUGCAUCCACUUCAUCCCCUAAGUCGAUUCUAGGACCUCCUCUUUCUAAUACUACCCCUACAUCAGAUAGCAAAGGUAGAGGUUCUGAGGUUUCAAGGACGCCCUUCUGCUUGCAAUGCUUCAACCAUAAGGGUUUUGGUCACAUUGCUUCUAAGUGUCCUAGCCAAGCCCUAGUUCUAGACGAGCGUGAAGGUAUAGUCGACGAGCCACUAGAGGACCAGGCUAAUCCCCUUAUCCCACAUACGCCUAGAGUUGGUGUCGUCCGUUGCACCCUUACCCAGCCUCGGGAUGUUGAUGAUUGGCGCCGUCAUGCCAUCUUCCACACCUAUAUCAAGAUUAAUAACAAGGGCUAUAAAGUAAUUGUGGAUAGUGGUAGCUGCAUUAAUGCGGUUUCGAUAGCUACUGUAUCCUGUCUAGGGUUGAAGCCAGUUCCUCACCCCCAACCAUACAGCGCCUCUUGGGUUAAUACUUCUUCUAUAGCUGUUAAGGAACGUUGUUUAGUCCCUAUCCAGUUCCUAGAGUAUAAGGACCAUAUAUGGUGUGACGUCAUUUCAAUGGAUGUCGGGCACAUCAUCUUGGGACGACCUUGGUUAUUUGACCUAGAUGUAACCAUAUAUGGCCGAUCCAAUUCCUGCUCCUUCGUGUUUAAUGGAAAGAAAAUUUACUUUAACCCACUGCCCCCAAAGCCGGCUGGCUCACUGAAAUGA